AUGGUUUUUGAUGAUAAUUGGAGCAGCGGUUGGUAUNUCUAUCGUCGUGAAUUAGGCUUUGGUAUUCUUCUCGUUAUUAUUGGAUCAUUUGGUAUUCUAAUAAGUAUUCAUGGGCUUAUUGCUUUCUUUACAUUACGAUUAAUAUUAUUAAGAAUAUUUGAAUGUUGCUUAUGGUUUUUGAUGAUAAUUGGAGCAGCGGUUGGUAUUAUUGGUAUUAUUUUUGCAUUUCAAGUCGAUGGUUUCAUAAGUCAAUCAAAUAAUCCAAAUGUGAAUCAAAUUAUUUAUGUUGAAGAGACGCUCAUGAUAGGAACGAAUGGUGGAUUGGCUUUAUUUAUGAGUUCGACCUUGAUCGUUGGAAUAGUCAUGGUUCGGUGUUUGACAGAUUACGUAAAUCUAUAUUCAAGUAAUCAAUUGUAUGUUUGA
This is a messenger RNA of Rotaria socialis, 423 nucleotides long. Lineage: Eukaryota; Metazoa; Rotifera; Eurotatoria; Philodinida; Philodinidae. The record is from the annotation of a GenBank genome assembly.